AGUGAUUCUUUUGUUUCAGAGUCUGGAAAAACACGUCUGCUAAUCACUCCUCCAGAACCUCUCUCCAUUAUUAUCACACCUGGCCAUGCACGUCGUUACAUUCGUAUCUACACAUUCUUAGCUGAUCUCACCCGUGCGGUAUCGGCAUUGGAAAAGGUGGAUCUACGCGAGCCUAGAAUAGGUGUAGAGAAUCGCCGAGAGUUGUUCUAUUACUGUUCAUCAAUGCUCCGAUUGGUCGCUGGUACUCGAGAUCAUGUCUUGACUGAAGUUGAUGCCGUUUGGCAACUUUUCAAGGAGGACUCAGAGCGUGUGAAAACGAUCGAUCUUGCUAUUGACGCCCACAGAAGGGCAAUGAAAAACAUGAUGCAGCGGACGUUGUUAGACAUGAGCAAUUUGACAACUGGGCGGACUAUUGGAGUGAUAUGUGAGAGCUGCGUUCGCUUCGCGCAAGCGAUGAAUUCCGGUGACGAUGCCAGUGCUAUCAUUCAUUAUCGUACCUUCGAUGAACAUGCUCAACUACUUCGUGAGAAACUGAGUGUGGAACGGACAAAUAUGAGUGCUCGAAUGCUGUUGUGGCGAAUAGGCAAUAGCGGUUAUGUUAUUGAAGAAGACGACGUGCUGCCAAGCGAAGGCACUCAACUACCAAGCAGAAGCCUUCUGACUGAUUCGGGUUGUUAG
Molecule: messenger RNA, 678 nt
Organism: Cooperia oncophora
Lineage: Eukaryota; Metazoa; Nematoda; Chromadorea; Rhabditida; Trichostrongylidae
Source: the annotation of a GenBank genome assembly